Messenger RNA from Aspergillus tubingensis, 798 nucleotides. It is a transcript of the gene cdc31, whose product is annotated as putative cell division control protein Cdc31. Gene Ontology annotation, cellular component: half bridge of spindle pole body; mitotic spindle pole body. Bases 1 to 798 code for a protein of 265 amino acids. The transcript is spliced from 2 exons. The record is from RefSeq and is a predicted model, not a curated record. Gene Ontology annotation, molecular function: microtubule binding; calcium ion binding. NCBI's taxonomy places the organism in Eukaryota, Fungi, Ascomycota, Eurotiomycetes, Eurotiales, Aspergillaceae. Gene Ontology annotation, biological process: spindle pole body duplication.
AUGGCUUCCUCACAACCCUUCGGCACGCGCUCCUACGCCUCAGGAAAACUCCCCGACCGAUCCAUCAACGCCAACGCCCUCCCCUUCAGCGCCUCCUCCUUCUCGCGACACCGCAGUCUCGCCGGCGCGCCCGGCGCUCCCACGGCCGGCGACUUCGCCGACCCCAAAGCCAGCCAACAGGCACCAGGUCCAUCGCAAGCACCACCGCAACCACCCAUGCAUUCACAACCCCAACAAGACACGAACCCCUUGAACCGAUUGACAGAAGAGCAACGCGAAGAGAUCAACGAAGCUUUCACCCUCUUCGACCUCGACCGCGACCGCCACCUCGACUACCACGAACUCCGCGUCGCCUUCCGUGCCCUAGGCUUCACCCUCCCCAAACAAGAGCUCAUCUCCCUCCUAACCACCUACGGCGUCCCGCGUCCCCAAGUCCAACAACAGCAACAACAGAACGCCGGCAACCCUCCCCCACCCCAGCAACAACAGAACCGCGCGGCAGCAACUACGAACCCCCAACACCCGAGUAACUUGCUCAUGCCACUAUCGGCCUUUCAGGCCGUCACGGCGCUGAAGAUACUGGAGCGGGAUCCGCGCGACGAGAUCCUGCGCGCGUUCGAACUGUUCGAUGAAGGCGGGAAGGGUUACAUUGAUCUGGAGGAUUUGAGGCGCGUAGCCAGGGAAUUGGGUGAGACGGGCCUCGAAGAGGAGGAGUUGAGGGCUAUGAUUGAGGAGUUUGAUUUGGAGGGUGUCGGGGGUGUCACGCGCGAGGCGUUCGUCGGAAUUUGUUGGCAGUGA